UGACGUGUGUUUGACAGCUGACACAGCAGUGCCAAGGCGAUUGAUUUUUUCGAAGAUGUCCUUCGCCAACAAGAUUUCUAUGUUAUGGGCCCGCCCAGGGGCCGACAAUGUCCAAAAAGAUGAUGUUCCUUGGACACUGCGUUACGCUGGUCGGGGGUUGGGAACAAUUGGCAGCUUCAUUGCAAUAGUGCUGGGCCUAAUAAACUGCACUGGCAUCAUUAUUAUGCAAGUGAGCUGUCUCAUAGCAGGCGUCUGGCAGAUGCUCGCUGGUUUCAUAGUCAUCGUGUGCGAGGCGCCCUGCUGUUGUUUCUUCAUAGACUACGUGCAAGCGCUUUCGGAUAAGAUGGAGGGUCGGCCAUAUUGGAAUAAGGCUGCUCUGUAUAUUGGGUUAUCAUUGCCACCAUUCUUUCUCUGUUUCCUGAGUCUCAGUACAUGGUUCGGCAGCGGAAUGAUAUUCGCCACUGGCAUCGUCUAUGGAAUGAUGGCGCUGGGCAGAAAAGCGUCUGUUGAAGAAAUGAGGACAUCAGCGGCAACGUUAGAGGCCGGUGGUAUCCAGCCGACGACUGCGCCGCGAGCGAACCUCGUCACCAACGAGCAACCAUUCAGUUUCACAGGACCCCCUCUUAGCAAUUGACCUGAAAAUACAUUAAAGUGACUUUAUAUGCGUCCUACAUUGUAAAAUCACUGCGUUACCUACAAUAAUAACACAUAAGUCAUUAACAUAUACAAGGAACAAAUGUUGAACUUAUAUGGAUCCUUGCGGUACACCAAAAAUGAUAUAGACUUCGUGGUGAAAUAACAUCUUAAUUUUUUUCCGUUUUAGUAUCGUGUGCUCAAGUUAGUUUAGAUUGUUAGUUUUCUGAAGCGUAUAUUUUUUUAAAGCGUUGACUUCAUAAAAUUACUGUAUUGGAUUAUAGUUAAUUGUGAAAGCAAUCGUGGCUGGACAUUAACAGAUAAAGGCUAUUAUGCAUUUAAGGUGUAGCAUAAGCACUUUAAAUAUAAGUCUUGAAUGGUUUGCGAGUGAAUUUUUGUAUGUUUGUCUCAUCUAUUCAAGUAUAAUGAUUCCUCUAUAGAAAAUAGCACAUUGCACUGGUGUUAAAAUAUAAAAGUAUUUGAAGGCAUACGUCAGUGCGAAGCCAAACAAAGCAACUUUUUUUCUUAUACACAUAGGAAUUUAUGACUAUUUAAUAUGAAAUGCGUAAUUUUGACAAAUAUUUAGCAAAUAAUUAAAGCGAAAAUUCUUAUACGAAAAUCAAGUCGACAAUUCUCGGACCAAUCUUCAUCAACAUCGCUCUGAAGUUAUUGUUAUCGCUUUAUGAAUGUCUAGUUAAUAAAUUCCUCGUAAUGUUAUUUCUAGACUUAACGAUCUCUCACAUUAAAUAAGACUUAUUUCAAAUGGUACGAAAAUACGUCAAAAUUGAAGCGCGAAAAAGACUGCAUCAACCGAAAGAUUUGACAUAAACGCUGGCUAUAAUAUAUUUGUCUCGCUUGCACGUUAAUCAUUAUCGAGAGUAAGUGAGAUAGAGCUAUACCGGCCACCAUUUCCAAAUCGAUUAUUCAAUGACUAUACAAUAUAGGUCUUCUUACGUUGGUAAAUUAACAUCGCCUCAUUAUAUGCGUUUACGAAGUACUUGAUGACGUAUAUGAGAAUUAUAUCACUUUGUUAAACGUUAACAAAUGCCGUAGAUAGAUAAAUUGUUAUUCGUAGGUAAUUAUUUCAUUUCCCAUUAGAUAUUUCUUGUGAUAUGUUACAGCUUAUGAGUGUUCGUACGUAGUUAAUGUUCAUGUUGAAUUAGAACAUAUCUAUCGUUAUUUAUGAAUAAGUUGAUUCGAUAGAUAAAUAUAUAGCAUCGAUAGUAAAGAUUACUACACACACACGAUUCCAGUGAUUAAAGCCCUCUAGAUUAGUAUACAAACCCACGACGUCUGAUACAAAGGCCUUUGUUUAGAUACUAAAUAAAUAAAGCGUCAUUCUGUAGUCAUUGCUACAUAUAAAUAGUGUAAGAUUUACGUGCGUGACCCUUUCGUACACCUCUUUAUGUAAAAUCUCCAAUUUUUCUCUGUAUUGUCCGAUUGUGGUUUACUGUAAUCUGAUAAAUCUAUCCAGAUUUGAUAUUUUAUAAUACAACAGGUGUUUUUUUUUUCAGGCUUUCGAUAACAUAAAAAUCCAAACAAUAUCUCUUGAUAUUUAAGUCAAAAAAGUAUACGGGUCGGGUGUUGUUUCGAGGCCCACGGUAAAAUUUUAAAUUAUAAAUAAAAAGUCGGCCCCUAGAAUAAGAUGAAUGUAGGUUUAAACGAUUUUAUUUUAUAGUACGUAUUUAUGUUAAACGAAUUAUUAUAAUGUUGUAUACAUUCCAAAUUCAAUUAGGGUCUCAUUUAUAUACGUCCUUAUUCAAAUUUAAUUAUUUUUAAACGGUCGCCAAAACACUUAAACAGAAACACAUGUCAAUUUAUGCUAUCUGCUCUUGAAUGUUCGAAAUUCGAAUUAUACAGAAUAAAAUGUGAUUUGAAAUGUACCUUUGAUGGCGUGAUUGUCAUUUUUUUGUAGCUGAUUUGUCGUGCCAUCGUCGUAAGUGGUGUAAUUUUUUUGAACAUUAUUGUGUUUAUUAUUUUAAGCGGUAACAUUAAAUAAUGCAUUAUUUAAUGUCGAGGUCCAUACUAAUAAACUUUUAUAACCUCAACCUUAUUUUUUGUCUUUUUUCUGUCAUGACUAACUGUGAGAAUAUGUCUAAGUAUAAUCAGUGAAAUAAUGCUAUUAAAAAGUUUAUUAGUGAAGGCAAUACACAUGGUUUAAAUGUAUUAUUAAUUAUAACGGGAAAAAUAUGAACUAUUUUAAAAACCAUGGACAUUUUUUGUUAAUAAUAAAUUUAAGACGGUUAUUGUAGACCCUAGGCUUAUAAUUCUAUUUAAUCAUUUGCUCAUCUUGAUUGAAUUUAUUGAAAUGUUUCGUUCUAAAACUUGUAUCAGCAUAAUUUAUGUCAUGAUAAAAAUAUGUUAAUUAAUAAUCUAUAAUUAUGCUUCCACAGAUCACUACUUAUGCUCCUAUUUUAUUAUAUGUUCAAAUAUGGCAACUUUUAUUGUUUUCAACUUAUGUUCUUCCAUGUUCAAUAACGAUUUACUAUUUUUUUACGUUGUAAGUGUAAAUUAUUCCCUUUUUAAUUUGUAUAUAAUUUUAUGAAUAUAAAAGCACUAAGUAUAGAUUUUAGGACUUGUUAAGACUAGCGAAACUGAUAUUUGUCACAACAGUGUUACCAGUAUGGCCUUUCAAAAGGAAAUUUAUGUCAUUUACUGUUUCGCUGCCUAUAUAUUAUGCUUUGUUGGUAUUAAGGUUUGUUCGAAAAAUAUCUCUUAUAAAUAAAUAGUUAUUGCUAUGACAAGUAUGAGGCAAUUAUGUAACAGAUUUCGUAAAAUAUUAUGUAAAUAAAUAGAUAAAUCUCGAUUUGUGUUUCGUUUUGUAUGUAUAAAAAUAUUUAAAUCAUACGAGUGUCAUUUGUAAGCUUUCGAGGACAAAAAGGAAAUAUAUAAAAAUCGAUCGAUUUAAUUAUUUAUUUACAUUUAAGAAAUAUAAAUAUUGAUUCUUUUACUGAAGCUUUUUACAUAUCUUGAUACAGUAAAAUCAAAUUAUAAAUUUUAUUUACAAAAAUAAUUAUCAAAGGAAAUAGUAUUAUAUAAUAAUGUACAUAGAAAUUAAUAUGAAAUUUAUUACAAUUAAAGACUUUACUUCUAUGGCAGAUGGAUAGCUCCAAUAAUUAUAUUACCUAUGACAUACCUAGUAAGAAAUAGUAUCCCUUGAAUACAGUGUUUUAUAUUUUUUUAAUAAUGUAAAAUGUUUACGGAGUCAUGUAGUCAUGUUAAAAAAAAUGUAUGAAGUAUGCAACUAUAUUGCUACAUCGAAAAAAUGCAAAUAUUUUAUAGCCUUUUUUUGUCUUUUAUAGAAAAAGAGAUCAGAAUAUAGAUUCUGCAACACUCGGGAGUAACUUAGUAGCAUGUAGUGGCACAUUUCUCUAAAAAAACUUGUGUAAUGUUUUUGAUACAAAGCAUGUUCAAUGUUCAUGUCAAUCUAAAAUUAUAAAUACAAAUCAAUCUGGCGGGAAUCUAUUUCGAAUAGACAAUAAUGAGAUUUUAACUGUCAAAUAAUUAUGAACCGUCGGGAAGUUGUAUAUGUCGUUAUAAGAUUGUUGAAUCUGUGAUGUAACGCGCGAGAUUGGAAAAUGUCGAAAAGUUGUGAAAAUUGCCUGACCAGCAAGUCAGGUUGGCUGAUUGAGCAGCUUUCCAUUUUCGAGUGAAGAAUUUCAUUUUUUUCCACUGCAAAUUUUAUUAUAGUUAAUUAGAUUGCACUUUGGACCUGUCUCAUCCGCCCUAUUAUGAAGAAAUCUUGAAUAUGGUAUGUAGCGUCAAGUUGAAGUUAUAUGUAUGUUCGAGUAUGUUAUAGUCGUAGAAGUGGUUACUGCAUUGUUCUUGUCGUAUAUUACUGUUAGGACAGCAUAUCUGUAAUAAAUGUGUGUAUAUUGCA
This is a messenger RNA of Zerene cesonia (dogface butterfly), 4513 nucleotides long. RefSeq names its product calcium channel flower (gene fwe). Bases 56 to 634 code for a protein of 192 amino acids. The record is from RefSeq and is a predicted model, not a curated record. NCBI's taxonomy places the organism in Eukaryota, Metazoa, Arthropoda, Insecta, Lepidoptera, Pieridae. The transcript is spliced from 5 exons. Gene Ontology annotation, cellular component: membrane. Gene Ontology annotation, biological process: vesicle-mediated transport.